Molecule: messenger RNA, 2308 nt
Organism: Sardina pilchardus (European sardine)
Lineage: Eukaryota; Metazoa; Chordata; Actinopteri; Clupeiformes; Clupeidae
Exons: 21
Coding region: 85-2064 (659 amino acids)
Source: RefSeq, a predicted model, not a curated record
CACGGCACGGACCUGUUGGCGCUUCCGGUUAGAGUUGGCGCAGAAGUUUGAAACAGAGUCGGUGUCCGUGCGAAAGUACCGCGAAUGGACAGCGUGAUCAUCCUCAGCAGUAGCAGCAGCGAAGACGAGUCGGACACGGAGCCCGCCGUCUUUGUUGUGGAGAAGGUGCCGCCAGUACUCCAGCAGGUAGGAGCGGUGGAGGUGGUGGACGAUGACCUGGCGAUCACCUACGCCCAGAAAGGGGCCGUACUUCCCCACGCCCGCUCCGACUGCCCCUCCCACCCUUUCAGGGAGACAUCGGAUGAUGAGUUGGGGAACUUGUCCUUCUGUGAGCAGUGCUUCUGUUAUGUGUGUGAUACACUGGCCUCAGAGUGUCAGGUAUGGAGUACACACUGUAAUGCCCACUCUCACUGUAACGUGUGGAGGACUCAGAGGGAGAUGAGAGCUCUCGGCAUCCUGCACAAGCUGGGAUUCACCAUGGAGGAUAUGGACCAGGAGAUACGCACUGCAGAGAGCCUUCUCCAGAUUUUCUCUCGGAACUUGGCAAAGCACCUCGUGGCUUUCCAGCAAUCAGGACACAGUUCCAGGUCCAUGUUUGAGUGUGUGUCCGCAUUCCUGUCUAAGGCGGAACAAGAGAGUGUGAAGACUGGAGCCGUCAUGAUGCUGGGAGCUGCCCACCUACUCACACACACACUACCUCCUCACAGUGAAGGAUCGCCCGAGUCUUCCGUUGACCCAAAAGAUGACGUCUCUGAAGCACUUUGCCUGCUGUUACACAGAGUGUUUGCGUGGUUAUUGCAGGUGUGUGUCGACAUCACGUUGUCCUCUUCAGUCGUCCAGAAGCUUCAGCGGUCAUGUGCGUUCCUCAAUGUUCCCACCGCCUGUAAAACUGCCUGGCUGCGUGUGCAGGCGGUGCGUGUGUGGGACUGCCCCCUACUGGUCAGUGUGUUGAAGGGGCAGAACGUGAGCGGACGCACCAAGAGGGGCAAGAGUUCCGUCAGCAGUCUCCAGGAGACCGGCGCCGUGGUAACAGAGCGCGUACGCCAGCUACUGCAGCAACACAGGUACAGAGAAGUUGCACGUUACUUGAAAGUGGUGCAGAGUGAGAAGACAUCUGCGAUUCAGGAGUUAAGAGAUCUGGUGCCCCUCUACCUCUGUCAGGCAGGUGAUUUUCAGGCAGCCAAUGAGCAGCUGUUUAGUCCGAUAGGCCACACCUCCUCCUGGCCUGCUGCCAGACUGACUCCGCCCCAACUCCACACCUACCUCAGGGUGUUCACCACAGGUCAGGCCCCGAGACCACACCCCUCAUCUUGGCAGCAUCCAAUGACAGCCUCCCGCUGGGAGCCAAUCAAAGGUGCGUGUGUGCUGAAGGCUUCUCUGGUGGUCAAGUUUGCACUGAGAGUUCUACAUUAUAAUAAGUCAGCCUUCAAUGAUGUGUUGACAUGGGAGAACCUUCUGCUGUUUGUGAGUUCUCAAGCGAGAGCUGAUGGAAGAGUUGAACUCACAGAAUACCUGCAGCCUGAUGCCCAGUACCUUACGAGGGCGCAUGAGAUCAUCAAAUCCAUCUUGACGGACUUGGGGACCUCUCACCUCCAGAUUCCCAAAAGCUUCAUAGGAGUGUACCCCAGGCAGGCUCUUCUCCUAUUGGUCACGGAGGCUUUAGCUCAACGCAUCAGUCAAGUGGGGUUAAGCCCCGCCCUCAAUGUGCUCCUCAACUACAGGGUGAACGUGUGGGCUGUGCGAUGGCUGUAUCAGCGUCUGUCUCCUGAUGCUUCAUCUCUUGUGUUUCUGCUCUCCGCCACUCUAGAGGAUCUGCUGACGCCCCACCCUCAGAGACUGAGUCCAGAGGAGCAUAUCUUCAUCUCUGACUUCCUGUGUCUGUUCUUCCUGGACGGAGCGUGUCCGGUUCCACCCAACACCAGCCUGCUAUUGGCCAACUGGAAUGAGUCUUCUUUUCCCUGGCAGUAUCAUCUCAGGCAAACACUCGAUCACUGGAGAGCUGAUUUAAGUCCUGACAAGUACAACAUACUGCAGAGAAUGAAAGCAGUUGGGACUACCUAUUAAAAUGCACUCGUGCGCACACACACACACACACACACCUGCUUCCUAUACCACACACACACACAAUGUUUCAAUGUUAUAAUGUUUAAAUUCCAGUAAAGAAAACAGGAUUUUUUUAUGUUGUAAAAAGUCUGUACAAAGAGUUCAGUUGUUUAAAAGUAUAUUUACAAAAGUAUACAAAUCCUGUACAUUUUAUUUAGUGAAUGUUGUAAACUAUGUUUAAAAAAAAACUCUGAAUAAAGUUAUU